This is a messenger RNA of Electrophorus electricus (electric eel), 2658 nucleotides long. NCBI's taxonomy places the organism in Eukaryota, Metazoa, Chordata, Actinopteri, Gymnotiformes, Gymnotidae. The record is from RefSeq and is a predicted model, not a curated record.
AUGAAUAGUAACAAAGGGAUACUUCUUUCACCACUUUUUUGGUUAGUGAAUUUCAGCUUUGAGGUGGAAAUAACAUUAUCUAAUUUCACAGCACAGAGUGAUUAUGCACCAUAUUUCUAUGACAAUGGGCCCCACAGUAACAAUGGAAAUCUGGCACUGUUCAGUCUUUCAGAGGACACGCCAAAGGGAACACAGAUAUACAUUCUAAAUGGAACAGACCCAGAGGGCCAACCAGUAAGAUAUGGCCUAGCCUUUGAUCCAGGAUCUAAAGCAUAUUUUCAUGUUGAUCCCAAUUCUGGUAUGGUGACUCUGAUAGAGGAACUCGACAGAGAGGUGCAGGAUGUGAUUAAGGUCCUUGUCAGUAUUUCAGAUGGCCUGAAUCAAGUAGCUGAAAAUGUGAGAGUGUUUGUGACAGAUGCAAAUGACGAGCACCCUCAGUUUAAGAACUUGCCUACUAUUGUGGAUGUACCAGAGAACACACCUUCUGGGAGCAGUAUCUUUAAAGUACAGGCUGUGGAUAGAGAUACGGGCUCAGGGGGAUCUGUAAGCUACUUCCUGCAGAGCAGUGACCCAAAUAUCAAGUUUGCUAUUAACCGCCACAGUGGAGUGCUGAGGAUAAAACCAGGUGAAGCCCUCGACUAUGAGAGAUCCAGGAUCCAUUUUGUCACUGUGGUGGCAAAGGAUGGCGGUGGAAAUUAUAAUGGGAGUGAAAAGAUGAUGUCAUCUUCUGCUACUCUGACAAUCAAUGUGAUUGACAAUCAGGACACUCCUCCAUCCUUUGUUGGCACACCUUACUUUGGCUCUGUCUAUGAAUUUUCAUCCCCUGGAUCUGAAAUAUUCACUGUUUUGGCCAAAGAUGGAGAUGUAGAAAAUCCUAAUCCAAUUGUUUAUUCUUUUGAAAGUGGAGCCGAUGCUGUAUUUGACAUCAAUAAAACAAGUGGCUGCAUUACCUUGCUUGUCUAUCCAGGCGAUCUUAGAAGGGAAAUAUUUAAUAUCAAAGUCAAGGCUUCAGAGGUAAAUUCAGAAGGAAACUUAAUGGACUUUACUGUCACCACUGUCACCAUUCGAGUAAUGGACCUGAACAACCACUGCCCUACCUUUUAUGGAGAGAGUGGCUCACAGAACAUGUUUGAGCUAACCAUGUAUGAGCAUCCACCAGAGGGCGAGGUUCUGAGGGGUCUGAAGAUCACUGUCAAUGAUUCAGACCAGGGUGCAAAUGCAAAGUUCAACCUGAGGCUGGUGGGUCCAGGCCACAUGUUGCAAGUGGUCCCACAGACUGUGCUUAAUGAAGCCCAAGUCACAAUAAUAGUAGAGGACUCUGCUGCAGUAGACUAUGAGAAAUCUAAGUUUUUGACAUUCAAGCUUCUUGCAGUGGAGAUUGAUACUCCUGAGAGAUUUAGUGCCACUGCAGAGAUAGUGAUACAUUUGCUUGAUACUAAUGACAAUGCUCCGAAGUUCUCCUGUGACUUUUACAUUGCUCGAAUCCCAGAGAACUCACCUGGUGGCUCCAAUGUUGUGUCUGUGACAGCCAUGGAUCCAGACUCUGGUAUGUGGGGUGUAGUCAAAUACUCUAUCUUUGGUUCGGGAUCAGACCUGUUUUUCAUCCAGUCGGGCUCAGGUAUCAUCUAUACCCAGCCCUGGGCCAGUUUGGAUGCUGAGGUAAAAUCCAAGUACACCUUCUAUGUAAAGGCUGAAGACACAGAAGGAAAAUACAGCCUGGCUGAAGUUUUUGUCACUGUUUUAGACCUCAAUGACCAUCCACCAGAGUUCAAUGACAAUUUUUUAGAGAAGACAAUGAUCCUUGGUGUGCCUGUGAAAGUAGAGGCAAUAGAUGAAGAUGCUGAGGAGCCCAACAAUGUAAUUGAGUACUCCAUCAUGAAAGCAAAACCAGACAACAUCUUUGACAUAAAUUCAAACACAGGAGAGAUCAAACUGAAGCCUUUUAUCAAGUCUAUGGACAUAGUGCAGAACAUCACUAAUCAGAAAGACUGCACAUGGUCUGUGGUGGUCCAGGCCAAAGACAGAGGCUCCCCAUCUUUCAGUACCACUGCUAUUGUGAAGAUUGACAUCACAGAAGCGACUCAGCGUAUGGGACCAUUGGCAUUCUUUUUUAUGCAAAGUAGAGAGAACCCUUUACAAAUGUUAGGCUUGAUUGGUGGUAUCAUUGUACUCAUAGUUAUUGUGACAGCCUUGGUCUCCACGGCUAUGUUCAUGCGAACCAAAAAAUCCAACAAGAUUUUACCUUCACAACGCAUCCUAAGAAAGAGACAUAGGUACCACAAGCAAUGGAACUUCCAGAAUUCCUUUAAACAGGAGAAAAAUUGCAAAAACAUUGUUGGAAAAGAACCUGUAGUCUCAACAACACAGACUGUCAACUGUAACAAUAAUAGUGUCAGUGCCCUCUGGUCCCACCCAGCACCACGCAGUGCUCCAGUACCUCCCCCAGUUCCAGACAACUCCAGGCCAGGAGAGGAGCCGAAACUAGUAUCAACUGUUCCAGCAAUGAUGCGUUUUAAACCAAAGAGGAAAUGCUGCAGAAGCAAAGAGAAUCACAUCAACACAGCGCUGGUUUCAGAGAUCAAAUUAAGACGGGAAAAGAAGAAGUUGAUGAACAGAUAUUAGUGCUUGAACAUACCUGUAUGUUUGUAUGUGCUCAUG